AUACAUCGCACUCUCAGGAUGGUCAGAGUUAUCCACCGCUCUCUUGAUCCCGAACUAUGUUAUCCGCAAAGGAGAAGGAGAUCCCGGUAAAGAAGGAUGGCUUCAUUCCCGUCCCAACAACGACCAGGCAAAGCUCAUCUUCCCUCCCGAAGAAACGUGGGGGGCUCCGUUUACUCGCCAAACUAUCUUUGGUUACCGUUUUGGGGUUCUAUGUCGUAUACUACUGGUAUCCGUUUUUCAAAGGAAGGGUAUUAGGUAUUGGGAACGCUGAUGAGGGUCUUCACCUUCAUCACAAGCAUCGAUACCUCCCUCCGAAGUUGGUUGAGGAGAAAUUCUUACGAGUCCCCGACCCCAAAUCUGCUCUGGGAGCUGCUCGUCACUACGCUGGUAGAGCCCACCUUGCAGGCUCGGAAGCCGAUUUCGAGCAAGCUAAAGACUUCCUCUCCUUCCUACAACAUACUCUCGGCAUUGAUCCUCCUCAUGCACAGCCAAUCUUCUCCUCUGGGUCUCCACAAUCUCGCCACGCCACUUUGUCGAUUCCCAAGCUCGAUAAAGCACAAGCUUGGAUUGAUGUAUAUUACCCGGUGCUGAACACACCACUCGAACACACAUUGCAGGCGUUAAAUGGAAACGGCGAGGUGAUAUGGGAAGCCGAACUAGAGGAAAAUCCCGAUAAGACAGAUCCUGAUGCGCACCGCUACGCCAAUGCUGUGCCCACUUUCCAUGGACUUAGCAGGACUGGAGAUGUGAAAGGAGAGCUGAUCUACGCAAAUUAUGGCUUGAAAGAAGACUAUGAUGCCCUCGUCGAAUCAGGAGUAGACUUUACCGGAAAGAUCGUUCUAGCUCGAUACGGUGGCAAUUUCAGAGGCCUCAAGAUCAAAGCUGCUGAAGAGCUCGGCGCGGCUGGCGUACUUGUUUUCAGCGAUCCGAAGGACGAUGGAACGGUCACUGUGGAAAACGGCUACAAGCCAUAUCCACACGGACCCGCACGAAACCCCGACUCUGUUCAACGUGGAAGCGUCCAAUAUCUUUCGUUGUACCCUGGAGAUCCAACAACACCCGGUUACCCUUCAUACGAGAACAGCACUCGCACCGAGGGAGAAAAUAUACCUAAGAUCCCUAGUUUGCCUAUUUCAUGGGCUAAUGCUAGGAAGCUUUUCGAUCUGCUAAAUGGCAAGGAUGCUGGUGUUAAUGGUUGGGGUGGAAUUGUUAGACUCAAUAAUCAGGUGGAUACCAAAGUUACGCCAAUUUGGAAUACAAUUGGUGUUAUACCAGGUCGGAUAAAGGAUGAGAUUGUUGUUCUGGGGAAUCACCGAGAUGCAUGGGUUUUGGGAGCCGCUGACCCCACUAGCGGGACUGCAACCAUUCAUGAAACCAUCCGUGGCUUUGGCGAACUACUCAAGACGGGAUGGAAACCAUUGAGGACCGUCGUAUUCGCGAGCUGGGAUGCUGAAGAGUAUGGUUUGGUUGGAAGCACGGAGUGGGGUGAAGAUUUCAGUGAAUUCAUUUCCCGCCAUGCCGUCGCUUACCUCAACGUUGAUGUCGGGGCUUCCGGUUCGACUUUCCAUGCCGAAGCAUCUCCGUUACUGGCUCACGUUAUCAGGCGUGCUGCUGAUGAUCUCCCUCAUCCUACAAGAAAGAAUGCCACACUUUGGGAUGCAACAAAAGACCAGGGUGACCUGUUUGGUGAACACCUCAACGGAUCUGUCUCUAUCCGCGCCCUUCAAACCAAUGUCCUGGACGCCCUCGGAAUAGGUGCGUUGGGAUCGGGAAGCGACUACACCGUGUUCUUGCAAAGGUUGGGCGUUCCGAGUAUGAACCACGGCUUUUCAGCUGCUCUCCAUGAUCCUGUCUACCAUUAUCACUCUAUUUAUGACACACAGCGCUUCCAAGAGAUGUACGCAGAUCCUGGUUCUCACCGACAAGUAGCCGCAGCGAAACAUCUCGGCCUUGUCGCACUUCGCAUUGCUUCGUCGCCCAUCUUGCCAUUCAACACGACGCACUACGCACAAGAACUUGAUAAAUACCUCGACGAGGUCGAGACCACUGCGGCUGACAAUAACAUCGAGGUGGACCUUUCUCCUCUUCGGACAUCCAUCCACGCCCUUCAAGGCGCUUCACUUGCACUUGAUCACGAGAAAUCCGCUGCUGCGUGUGAAUUACACCGAGUCAUCAGGCAGAUAAAGAAACGGGGUAAAAAGAUUCACAAGUGGAAGAGAAAACUAAGGAGGGCUUACUGCAAAUGGUUGAAAAGGGUAUUUGGAAAGGAAUGCAAGAAGUAUCAUCAUGGGGAUGAGAAGAUAUUCAAAGAUGUCGACGCACUGGAAUGGGAUGGCAAAGACCAUGAGAUGGAUUUUGCCUUGGCCAUCGCGGUUAUCUCCAACCACGAGCAGGGAGUAGAUUUGGGACACGGUUGCGGCCAUCGACAUCCACACUGGCCUGGAUGGCUCAUUCGCCGACUAAUCCAUGCAGUAAAACGUGUGCGAGCUGUCAACCAGAAGCUGAUCGCAUUUGAAAGAGGAUUUAUCUCCGAAGAAGGUCUACCGGGAAGGGCUUGGUAUAAGCACUUGGGCGUUGCUCCUGGUUUGUGGUUGGGCUAUGGUGCUACCACUUUUCCAGCGCUCACUGAAUCCAUCACUUUUGAGAAGAAUGCUACACACGCCGCACUCGAAGCUCAAAGACUCAAGGCCGUCAUGGACGGUUUAAUCAAGACCAUCACGGUGAACAAAGCAUGAGUCGCCAGAAUCGUGUAAAAAUAUAUAUAUCUUCCCAUUCGUACUAACACAUUACUUCAUGUAUGGACACUCGUUCGAUGAAUAUCAUACUUUUUACUAGCAUUUCACGG
Marasmius oreades (fairy-ring Marasmius) is the source of this 2845-nucleotide messenger RNA. RefSeq lists its product as uncharacterized. The coding region runs from base 57 to 2735 and encodes 892 amino acids. The transcript is spliced from 14 exons. Gene Ontology annotation, molecular function: carboxypeptidase activity. The record is from RefSeq and is a predicted model, not a curated record. Lineage: Eukaryota; Fungi; Basidiomycota; Agaricomycetes; Agaricales; Marasmiaceae.